Messenger RNA from Theobroma cacao (cacao), 2425 nucleotides. Its product is annotated as Leucine-rich repeat protein kinase family protein. Gene Ontology annotation, molecular function: protein binding; ATP binding; protein kinase activity. Gene Ontology annotation, biological process: protein phosphorylation. The record is from RefSeq and is a predicted model, not a curated record. Lineage: Eukaryota; Viridiplantae; Streptophyta; Magnoliopsida; Malvales; Malvaceae.
GACACCAUGAGGAAAACACAAAAACAAUCUAAGCCAAUACGAAAAUUUAGCACAACAAUAACUCUCCCCGAUCAUACGACUACUAAAAAUACGUUGCCAAAAUCCUCCCUGAGGCCUUCAGUUUCCGGUUAAAGUAAUGGCCGUGGCUUGGCUUUUCAGGCCAUUUCUCCUUUUGUCAUCAUUCUUGGUCCUGUUGCCAUUGACAUUUUCGGUAUCAGAUUCUGAGGCCUUGUUAAAGCUCAAGAAGUCUUUUACCAAUGCUAGUGCUCUGGAUUCUUGGGUGCCAGGCUCGGCCCCUUGCAAUGAAGAAGGUACGUGGAACGGACUGCUUUGUCACAAUGGCAUUGUCACCGGUUUGCGUCUUGAAGGGAUGGGAUUAUCAGGAAAUAUUGAUGUUGAUGCUUUGGUCUGGAUUAAGGGUUUGCGUUCUUUCAGUGUUAUUAACAAUUCCUUUACGGGUACCAUUCCUGAAAUCAAUCGUUUGGGUGCUUUGAAGGCUUUAUUCUUGUCACGGAAUCUGUUUUCGGGUGAAAUCCCAACGGAGUACUUUGCCAAAAUGGAGUCAUUGAAGAAAGUUUGGUUAUCACAUAACAAAUUUACAGGGAACAUUCCAUAUUCAUUGGGUCAGUUGCCUCAUCUCAUUGACGUACAUCUCGAAAACAAUCAAUUUAGUGGACAUAUUCCGGCUUUUAAUCCCCCAAGUUUGAAGUCUGUCAAUUUGUCCAACAAUAAGCUUGUAGGGGAGAUUCCUUCUAGUUUGUCAAAAUUCAAUGCAAAUUCAUUUGCGGGAAAUCCAGGUCUUUGCGGAGAACAGGUCGGUGUUGACUGUAGCAAGGCAAUCGAUAGAUCCCCGGGACCAAUGUCAAGUCCAGAAAAUACUGCGCCAGUUGUCCAGGAUCAUGGACGUAAAAAUGAUUCCAAGAAGAUCAUUGCUGCAAUCAUAACGCUAGGGGUGAUGCUACUUUCAGUGAUUCUCUUCUUUGCAAUUAGAUGGAGGAAAAAGAAGAAAGGGGAUUCCGAUGUCCUUGGAAGGGGAAGCCCUGACGGAGCAGUUUCGGUGCAGGUUUCGGUGCCAGCUAGAAGAGAAAUGGAAGAAAGCAGGAAGAAUGCAAGCUCUAGCCGUAGAGGGUCUAAUCAUGCAAAGGGCAGUGCUGGUGUUGUAGCUGAACUAGUGAUGGUAAACGAUGAAGAGGGUGUUUUUGGGUUGCCAGAUUUGAUGAAGGCAGCCGCAGAAGUACUUGGUGUUGGAGGGUUGGGAUCUUCUUAUAAGGCCGUGAUGGCUAAUGGAGUCGCGGUGGUGGCGAAAAGGAUGAGGGAGAUGAAUGCGUUAGGAAAAGAUGCGUUUGAUACAGAUGUUAGAAAGCUUGGAAAGCUACGACACCCCAAUAUUUUGACACCUCUAGCUUACCACUACCGGAAAGAUGAAAAACUUUUUGUCUAUGAGUACCUUCCUAAAGGCAGUUUGCUUUACCUAUUGCAUGGUGAUCAUGGCACGUCCUGUCUUGAACUUGAUUGGCCUGCCAGACUAAAGAUUGUGCAAGGAAUUGCCCAGGGACUAGAUUAUCUUCACACUGAACUUGCUUCUCUUGAUGUGCCUCAUGGAAAUCUGAAAUCAAGUAAUGUUCUGCUCGGCCCUGAUAAUCAUCCAUUUCUCUCGGACUAUGGAUUUUGGCCAUUAGUAAACACUAACGGGGCACAAGCCCUGUUUGCAUAUAAGACCCCGGAAGCGUUACAACAUGGAAUGGUAUCCCCUAAAAGUGAUGUAUACUGCCUAGGAAUUAUCAUUCUUGAGAUCCUUACAGGGAAAUUCCCUUCUCAAUAUCUUAGCGAUGGAAAAGGUGGGACUGAUGUAGUCCAAUGGGUGACAUCUGCAUUUUCAGAAGGAAGACAAGCUGAAUUGCUUGAUCCAGAGAUUGCCUGCUGCCAAAAUUCACUUGCUAGCAUGGAGAAGCUCCUCCAUAUAGGCUUACUUUGCACUCAAAAUAGUCCUGACCAGCGAUUAGACAUGAAAGAAGCCAUUAGAAUGAUAGAGGAGAUAGAGGUAGAGGGAGGCAUAGAGUUUCACUCUCACGCUAGAACAAUUGAAGUCUUCCCAUCUCUUCGAGAUGGAAUUCCAGAUGCAGCAAAUAGUAACUCAUCUAGUUUCCUAGAAGGGAAAGGUGAGCACGCAACAACGGGACAUGGACCAUAAAGCUUUGAAGAUAGGUCAGGGCGUCGUGAUGGUGAGUUUGUCUUUGCCUUCUACUAGCCAGCUACAAAGCAAUUACGUGCUCAAGUAUGUAAAGAGAAGUAUUGAUGUUAUGAUGUGGAAACUGUCUGUAUUUAAUUCUCAACAGAGAAUGAGUUCCAGCUGCUUCUACAACGAUCUCUAGGCCCCUCUUGUAGAAGUUUUAGGUUUUAAGUUAAAUACGAACAAGGGUGAAGA